GACAUUGGGCAACAUGGACCUGACUGGAAAGGGGAGGGGACAGACACGUUGAGUGCACAAAACCCCCUUGCUUUCAGAAUCGGGUGACCUGAGAAGAGAGCGCUGCUCAUCUGUGGCUGCCUCCCCUCAGAAACAACUGUCCGUCGACCGCUUUGCGAAGUGGACUCGCGGCAGUGCUGAAGUGACAAAGCUUUCACACAGACCCGUGAAAACAGAAGAGAAUCAGAAGAAGGAGCGACAGUGAGACUAAUAUAAGCAGAACUAGAAAGACCACCGCCGACUGGACUGGACAGGGGAGCAGGGAAUCUUUCUCUCAGUACGGUACACCAGCCCCUCACUUUGACAUCACAGCCUCUGAGAGGAGAGCCGGAGUCGGGAGGAGGAGAGGCAGAGGAGACUAGCACCUCCUGAGAGGUGGGAGGAAGACUCAGCUAUAGAGAGAGAGAGGAGGGGAAGUUCCCUCGCUCUCGACCCAUCCGGCUGUCAGGCUGGCUGGCACAGCCAUGGCGUUCACCUUCGCGGCCUUCUGCUACAUGCUCACCUUAGUGCUGUGUGCCGCGCUCAUCUUCUUCGUCAUCUGGCAGAUCAUUGCAUUUGAUGAGCUACGCACAGACUUCAAGAAUCCAAUCGAUCAGAGCAACCCCACCAGAGCGAGAGAGAGAAUUUUGAAUAUUGAAAGAAUUUGUAACUUGCUACGGAAGCUGGUGGUGCCAGAAUACUCCAUCCAUGGGCUGUUCUGCCUGAUGUUCAUGUGUGCUGGAGAAUGGGUCACCCUGGGCCUCAACAUCCCCCUUCUCUUCUACCAUCUCUGGAGGUAUUUCCAUCGGCCAGCCGACGGGUCAGAGGUCAUGUAUGACCCUGUCAGUGUGAUGAAUGCAGACAUCCUGAACUACUGUCAGAAGGAGUCCUGGUGUAAGCUGGGCUUCUAUCUUCUCUCAUUCUUCUACUAUUUGUACAGUAUGGUCUACGCCUUGGUGAGUUUUUAAACACUGAGUAGAAGACAAACAAGACUGAAAGACAGAAAGGGAGAAAGAGCCAGCAGGACAAAGACUGGGUGAUAUCUCUCACCCCUCUUUCUCACCAUCCAUCACUCCAUCACAGACCAUGUUUUGCUCUCCUCAAAUCUUUGGAUGGAGGGACGAACACUGGAGGGAAUGAGGCUAAGCUAAGAGACUUGUUAAGCCUGCUCAGACUGUCGUCCGUCAGGGGGGGGAGCAGACAACGAGGAGCCACUGAAGAGGAGGGAAUGAAAUAACGAAGAGAAAGUACCUCAGCCAGUGUACGUACUGCCUUGUUCUGACCACAUCAUUUCUUAAGGGCUGCAGGGCUCCUCGGCUGCUCUAAAAGUACAGCCCGUCACUCAACUGUGAACUUAAAAAAUGUUGUGUUGCCUAGGUCCUAGCGUAGAUGUUGCAGAUCCAUGCGUUCAUAGUGUUCCAUUCCGAUAAACGUUACAAUUUUAUAAAAGGGAAUAUAAAUCGAACACAACAAGAAAUACGUUCUUCUAUUCAUUCGGUAUGUCAAUAAUCCAGUGUUUGUGAUGGUUUUCUGAGGAUAUGAACAGUUAGCUGUUAAAAUCGAUAAAAGCACCAUUAAAUGCCACUAUUUUGAUCAAGAUUUAAAGGCAUAGUGUUAUUUACAAUUCUAAACAUUAUAAACAAAGUGGUUUGAUCCCUGAAUGGUGAUUGGGUGAAAGCUGCAGUGUUUGACAUUGCAAUGACAAAGGAAAUAUCUUAGACUGUUUGAAUUGCGUUGGUAACUGGUUUAUAAUGGCAAUAAGGCACUUCUGGGUUUGUGGUAUAUUGUUGUUAUACCAUGGCUCCGGGCUAAUUGCAGGCAUCCCCUACUGCAUCAUACAUAAGAACAGCCCUUAGCAGUGGUAUAUUGGCCAUUUACCAGACCUUUUGUGCCUUGUUGCUUAAAUACAAUAUUGACGUUAUUUCUGAACUCAACAAACCAAACAUAUGUUCAUACAGUCUUACCAUAUGUACAGAACAUGAACCAGUGGAUCCAGCCUUGUGGGAAUUAACAAGCCGUAACACUGUUUUGAUUAGGUGGUGACAAGGAUUAGCUUCUAUAAAGUAGACACCCAGGAGCAGUCAUUGAGUAUAAGUCUCUGACUAGACCCCAGGGCCAGUCCCACACCCCAGACCUCAGGGCCAGUCCCAGACCCAAGACCUACACCCCAGUCCCAGGGCCAGUCCCACACCUCAGACACCAGGGCCAGUCCCAGACCCAAGACCUACACCCCAGUCCCAGGGCCAGUCCCACACCUCAGACACCAGGGCCAGACCUUGGGACAGUUCCUGACUAUAGACCCCUGACCCCAAGGUCAGUCCCAGUCCCAGGGCCAGUCCCACACCCCAGACACCAGGGCCAGACCCAGGGACAGUUCCUCACCACAGGCCCCUGACCCCAAGGUCAGUCCCACACCCCAGACACCAGGGCCAGACCCAGGGACAGUUCCUGACCACAGACCCCUGACCCCAAGUUCAGUCCCAGACCCCAGGGCCAGUCCCACACCCCAGACCCCAGGGCCAGUCGCAGUCCAGGGUAAACAGGCACAUUUCAUUGAAACUGAAAAUUAAUCAGGAUUGAAAGUGAUGUAAUGGCACUGGGGUGCUUAAGUAUUCUGUGUUUGUCUGUCCUGUUCUAGGUAGGAAGGGCUGAUUUCACCUAGACUUACCAAAGAGCUCAGUGCUCAGUUAUUCCAGAUAACAGAAACCUCAUUGAAGAAAAGCUAUUUAAAUUCACAAUAACUGCAAUGCGCCUAGGAGAGACUACUAUACAUGUGAUCAUAUUUAUUCUGUGGAACAAUACUGUGUGACUAACAACAGACCAGGCUGAUAAAUAUGAUGAUGAUGACAGGGGGAUAGGAAUUCAAUGGUGUUCACACAGGCAGCCUAGUUCAGAUUCUUUUUUAACUUUAAAAAGGCCACGCUGGUCAUACUGAGACCAAACGGAUGAGCCUGCAUGGACACAAACUGGAAACAAUUAAAAGUAUGGGGAGCACCCCCCCCCAAAAAAAAAAAAAUUUCAUAAGACACAAACACAUUCUUCUUUGAAAUAUUCCUCCAUCAUCCUUUUCAGUUGUCCUAGAGAUAUUUGGUGUUUAAACUCUUUGGCCAAUAAUUCUGCAAAAAGAUCCGAAUUGGGCUGCCUGUGGGCCCUGGGACACUAUGGAAGUUACAUAACUGUUCUCACUCACGGUGUUACUGUGAAUGUUGGCAGACAGUCUCUGGUUCAUUUCAAAGCCUUGACAUAGCUGGUGCUGCACUCAUCGUCAUGUAUCCGUCUCUCUGUGUAGAUAAGUAAUAAUGAUCUCACUGUGCGAUUGUAAAAUCAUUAGAGAAAUGGGUUAUAAUGGAACUUGAAAAAUACAUGUGAAAUCAUUAGUUUAACAUAAACUGACCAUAGUUGAAGUAAUACAUUUUUGUACAACUAGUCUAAGGUUCAGGUUGACACCUGAACACAAACAGAGCCCUGCAUGAUAAUGGAGCCAUACGCAUACAGUAUAUCUGUCUUGACAGUUCCCUCUUCGACUGGACAACCAGUGCUUAACCCCUGCCAACCAUGUGAGUCAAUCACAGACAAUCUCUAAAGCACAAAAUGGGGUCACAGACUACUAGGGAAAAUAAAGCUAGCUUGACCAUCAAUGAAUGUCAUAAUGCAGUUUAUCCGAAUGAAAGAAUAACUAUAUAUUUAAGAAAAACUAUUUGUGACUGUCUUUUCUACAUCUCUCAUCACUGUAUGCUAUGUUUGUUGGAACUAGUUUGUAUUCAUUAGAAUACACUAUGAUAUACACUACAGCGAAUUUACAUAUUCUAAUAAAAUAGCGAUGUGUUAAGAAAGUAUG
Molecule: messenger RNA, 3856 nt
Organism: Esox lucius (northern pike)
Lineage: Eukaryota; Metazoa; Chordata; Actinopteri; Esociformes; Esocidae
Gene: cnih2
Product: cornichon family AMPA receptor auxiliary protein 2
Exons: 6
Coding region: 504-986 (160 amino acids)
Biological process (GO): regulation of AMPA receptor activity; vesicle-mediated transport
Cellular component (GO): synapse; dendrite
Source: RefSeq, a predicted model, not a curated record